UGUUUUUUUUUCAGUUUUUUUUUUUUUUUUUGUUUUCUUCACUUUUCACCGAAAGAAUAUAAUUCACUUGACUUGGAAUUCAUGCACAACUCUUAGUAUUAUUAUUAUUAUUAUAAGUUAUUGUUUUUAAUUUAUAAUUUACUAUUAUUAUCAUUAUUUAUUAUUAUUAUUAUUAUCAUUAUUAUUAGUAUUAUAUUAGUUUCACAUACGUUUUCACCUUAAAUUUUUAAACAGUUCUCACUUUUAUCCCUUUUAUCCAUUAAAUGAUUUGGCUUUAGUCUCACACUUUGCUCUGUUGCUCUAUUUGUUUAUUUACUUUUGGUUUUUUUUUUUUUUUUUGAUUUUUAGUUCGUUUCACUGUAUGUGUGUUUAUAAAUGUUAAUGUGUAAGUUCUCACAUUAUCCAAUCCACUCAUGUACCCAAUCAAUCAACCAAACAAACAAAUGAAACGUUGAAUUGAAUGAAUAUUAUAAAAAUUUAAAAAAAUGAUACAAAUUUUUUAAAUUAACAAAAAAUUAUAUAUCAUGCAAUCGAAAUCAAAACAAAUACAAUCACAAUUUCAUGUAAAGUCGGUUACACGAUGCGAGAUAUCCGUUAUUUCUGGAGAGAUGGACUGAGUAGUGUUGGAAUGAGCAGUGAGGUUGAACUUCCACAGUUUCGCGUAUUGGGACACAGGCAGAGGGCGACCGAAAUAAACCUAACCACAGGAAAUUAUUCACGUUUGGCUUGUGAGAUACAAUUUGUGCGUUCGAUGGGUUAUUAUCUAAUACAAAUUUAUAUACCAUCUGGACUGAUCGUUAUUAUAUCAUGGGUAUCAUUUUGGCUUAAUCGCAACGCCACGCCAGCUCGCGUGGCGCUCGGUGUCACCACCGUACUAACAAUGACCACGCUGAUGUCAUCAACUAAUGCUGCCCUGCCAAAAAUUUCAUAUGUCAAAUCCAUUGAUGUGUAUCUGGGAACAUGCUUCGUAAUGGUCUUCGCUAGUUUAUUGGAAUAUGCCACCGUCGGCUAUAUGGCAAAACGAAUUCAAAUGCGAAAACAAAGAUUUAUGACGAUCCAAAAGAUGAAAGAGCAAAAAAGUCAACAACUUGAUGGGGUGCAACAGCCGCCCAAUCCCAAUCCAAAUGCGGGGGAUCAUGGACAUGGGCAUGGUCAUGGCCAUAGCCAUGGUCAUCCUCAUGCGCCCAAGCAAACAGUGAGUAAUCGCCCAAUUGGCUUUCAAAAUAUCCAACCAAAUAUUGGUGCUCGCGGUUGCUCGAUAGUGGGACCCUUGUUCCAGGAGGUGAGAUUCAAGGUGCACGAUCCAAAGGCUCAUUCGAAGGGAGGUACUCUGGAAAAUACGGUCAACGGGGGCCGUGGUGGUCCACCAGUUGGUGGACCUCACGGUCCUCCACCGCCAGCCGGUCCCAUUGCUGGCGGUCCAGGAGGCGGUGGCGGUGGCGGUGGUGGUGGGGGCGGCGGUGGAGGUGGAGGUGGCGCUGGCGGACCACCUGAAGGCGGGGAUGCUGAAGCGGCAGUACCAGCUCAUUUACUACAGGGAAAACCGAAAAGUGACGUUAACAAACUAUUAGGUGUCACACCUUCUGACAUUGACAAAUACUCGCGUAUCGUAUUUCCAGUUUGUUUUGUUUGCUUUAAUCUUAUGUAUUGGAUCAUCUAUCUGCACGUCAGUGAUGUGGUCGCGGACGACUUGGUCUUACUGGGCGAAGAGAAAUAAAUCUCAAUCCAAGGCAGUGUCGACAUACUACUCAGUAGAAAAAAAAUUACCGUAGUUUUUAGUGUUCUACAAAAAUUAAACGUACAUCAUUAAAAUAAUUUUCAAAAAAUAAUAAUAAUAAUAACAAUAAGAGAGUAAAAAAGAAAAAUAACUAUAAUAUUAACAUUAAAAUAACAUAAAAGUAAACAGUUAGGCUUAGGUUAAUAAUUUAGAUUAAAUAACAAAUUUCAAAAAAAUAAAUAAAUAAAUCAAAACUAUUUGUAGAAAAAUCAACAACGUAAGAACCAAAAGAAAAACAAAAACCACAGAAAAAAAAACAAAAAAUCAAAACAGCGCCCCAGUAUAAAGCUCAAGCGAAGACACGAUUACUGAAACUGUAGUAAAUUAUAUACACGAAAAAAAAAACCCGAUGUUUUUUGUUUCUUGUUUUUUUUUUUUUUUUUUUUUUUUUUUUUUGUUCAUAACUCAGCCCAGGUUAGAUGACUUUUGUUGUAUAUUUUUUAGCAAAUCUGAACAAAAAUCCAAAAAUGAUGCUUCCUUAUAGAAUCUAAAGCACAAAAAUUUUUCACAACACUAAACAACUCAAUAAGUAAAUAAAUGGCCGAAACAACAAUUGUUUGUCUUCCUUAAACACACACAAAACUAAACUCUUCUGACCUCUUCGUUUUUAUGCCCACCAAAGCCGGAUGGAAGUUCAUUAUAAAUUUCGCGAUAGUGUUUGUUACAUUCGAAACUACUCCCAACGCGAAGAUAAGGAUGAGAUUCUGACAACGAAUGGUCGUGCGCAUGGAAUUCUCACUCAGUUUAGAUAUGGUUGUCUGUCUGUCUGUCUGUCUGUCUGUCCAUUUUCUUUGCGUGCUUGUAAUAGUCGAAAAUUUCCAUCAAAUGUACGCAAAAUUAGAAAUUUUCACAAAUGACGUCUGUCCGACCAUUGCGUGAUCAUCUAUGAAUGGAACGUAUGAAAUUAAAAUAAUAUAAUUUGAAACUUGGACAUUUAUAUCUUAUUGAAUUCUGCGAAUCAAAAAUAUAUAAUUACUGAUUGACCAUAAAUCGUCAAAAAAAAACUAAAGAAAAAAAAAAGUUAAUAAAAUUUCGGAUGGCGGUGCCAUGAACAAUGAAAGGAACAUGUUCGCGAAUUCUUUCGUAUCUUCUUAGGAUGGUGGGCAAAGGAGAUUCGUUUCAAAACGAAUAUGACUUUUUUAGUUGGUUUAUCUUCAAGAUCCUUCGGCUUAUUCCAUAAAUUUCGCCCAACAAUAAAAACGAAAUAAAUAAAUAAUAAAUAAAGAGUAUAAAAAUAAAAUAUGUUUGUAAAAAUAAUCAGUAAAUAAAAACAAAAUUAUGAAAAGUGUUUUUGUUUUUUGUUUUGGUUUUCUUUUCAAAAACAGCGCUUCCAAAACAAUUUGCCAAAUUUAUAUUUUUAGGCAUACUUAUAAGCAAUUACAAAUUUUAUGGAAUAUAUAAACAACAAAUAGCCAACAAAACCAAAGUCUUAUAACAUCUUCACAACAAUACAUCGGGCUUUUUUUUUUCUUUUUCUUUUUUUUUUCAAAUUCAUUUUAUUGUUAUUAGCAUUUUUCUUGUAAUUUUUUCGCACAAUAUAUCAUAAGGAAAUAAAAAGUAAUAUGAUAACGUUUAUCAACUUAAUAAGGCAAAAUGAAACAACAAUGACAAAAACAAAUGCACUCAUAAUUCCCUUAACGAAUUCAAAUUAAACAAAAAUUUCAGUAAGUAAAAGAAAUGGAAAAAAAUUAAAUAAAA
Molecule: messenger RNA, 3475 nt
Organism: Glossina fuscipes
Lineage: Eukaryota; Metazoa; Arthropoda; Insecta; Diptera; Glossinidae
Gene: Rdl
Product: gamma-aminobutyric acid receptor subunit beta
Exons: 4
Coding region: 581-1717 (378 amino acids)
Biological process (GO): regulation of membrane potential; chloride transmembrane transport; chemical synaptic transmission
Cellular component (GO): synapse; neuron projection; membrane
Molecular function (GO): chloride channel activity; neurotransmitter receptor activity; extracellular ligand-gated monoatomic ion channel activity
Source: RefSeq, a predicted model, not a curated record